Molecule: messenger RNA, 796 nt
Organism: Trifolium pratense (red clover)
Lineage: Eukaryota; Viridiplantae; Streptophyta; Magnoliopsida; Fabales; Fabaceae
Product: protein NUCLEAR FUSION DEFECTIVE 6, mitochondrial-like
Exons: 4
Coding region: 93-371 (92 amino acids)
Cellular component (GO): mitochondrion
Source: RefSeq, a predicted model, not a curated record
CAUCAUCUCAAGCUGGGUUUUAGUUUGGUAGAAUCCCGAACCGUUGAGUGUGCAGAAACUACACAAACCCUAGAAACGUUUCCGAUAACGAAAUGGCAUCCGUCGCCGGAAACGCCGCGAGAUCGAUAUUCCGAUCAUCCUCCGCCUGCCGCACCGCGUUCCGUAUCGGUGCAGAAGCUAAAGCAGCUCGUUCUCCUUUCCGAAUCGCCUCCAAUAAGCCAAUAUCGCAAUCCACAUUCAGGUCACCUGUUGAAUUGAGCUUCUGUUUGGAAUCUAUGUUACCGUUCCAUACGGUAACUGCUUCGGCGUUGAUGACAUCAAAGUUAGUAGUUUCUCAACGCAGCUAUGCUUGGCUCCCAGAAGGUAGCUAAACAUCUGUAGGAUUCCUUGUGUUCUUUCUUCAAUUUAUUUUUCUGAUUGCAAUGAUGAUGUGUGAUAAAUGUUCUGAAGAUCGAAGCAAUCUUUUAUGUACUAUCUACUUUGUGAGAGUAUCUUGACUGAGCCAUUGGCGGGUCAAAUUGAGUCCAAAGGCUGAAAGGAACUUUUGAAAAGCUAGAUCACCUGUAACUUUGUUGUUUCUUUUCUAGUCUAGAUUCAUAAAAACCUACUAAAUCCACCAGGAUUUUAGUGUCUAAAGUCAUUAAACUGAAAUUGUAUUGCACAAUGUUGGAUAAGUUGUCUUUUUGACCCUGUUCUUUAGAAAUUCCAUAUUGAAUCAGCUAGGUGAUGUUUUAAUGAAUGUAAAAUUGGAAUAUUUAGCAACUUUUAUUUGAUAAUUUUUUACAAGGCCAUUUCC